Messenger RNA from Gymnogyps californianus (California condor), 1455 nucleotides. It is a transcript of the gene RSAD1, whose product is annotated as radical S-adenosyl methionine domain containing 1. Gene Ontology annotation, cellular component: cytoplasm. The record is from RefSeq and is a predicted model, not a curated record. Gene Ontology annotation, molecular function: coproporphyrinogen oxidase activity; 4 iron, 4 sulfur cluster binding. The coding region runs from base 1 to 1455 and encodes 484 amino acids. Gene Ontology annotation, biological process: porphyrin-containing compound biosynthetic process. The transcript has 9 exons. Lineage: Eukaryota; Metazoa; Chordata; Aves; Accipitriformes; Cathartidae.
AUGGCGGCGCGGGGGUGGCGGGCGGCGGCGGCGACGGCGGCGAUCGCUGCGGCGGGGCCCGGCGGGGGCGGCCCGGGACGGGGUCCGGGAGCGGGUCCUGCCCGGGGACCGGCCCCAGAACCGGCCGCCCCCGCCACGGCCGCGCUCUACGUGCACUGGCCCUACUGCCGCAAGCGCUGCUCCUACUGCAACUUCAACAAGUACGUGGUGCCGGCGGUGGACGAGGCGGCCGUGCGCGCCUGCCUGGUGCGGGAGGCACGCACCCUGCUCCGCCUCAGCCAGGUGCAGAGCGUCACCUCCGUCUUCUUCGGCGGGGGCACCCCCAGCCUGGCCAGCCCCCACACCAUCGCGGCGGUGCUGGAGGCCGUGGCCGGGGCUGCCCACCUCCCCGCCAGCGCCGAGGUCACGCUGGAAGCCAACCCCAGCUCCGCCGCCACACCGCGCCUCGCCGGCUUCAGGGCGGCCGGCAUCAACCGCCUCUCCGUUGGCGUCCAGUCACUGGACGACGCUGAGCUGCGGCUGCUGGGCCGGGAGCACACGGCGGCGGAGGCGCGGGGGACCGUGGAGGUGGCACGGGGGCUCUUCCCCGGCCGAACCUCCAUCGACCUCCUCUUUGGGCUGCCGGGGCAGAGCUGGGGCGCCUGGGCCCGCGGGCUGGAGGCGGCGCUGGGGCUCUGCGACGACCACGUCUCCCUGUACCAGCUGACGCUGGAGCGGGGCACGGCCCUGGCGGCACAGGUCUGGGGGGGGGCCCUGCCCGCACCCCCCCCGGACCUCCUGGCUGACAUGUACCAGAGAGCCCGCGCCGUGCUGACGGCUGCCGGCUUCCAGCAGUACGAGGUCUCCAAUUUUGCGAGGAAGGGCGCCCUCAGCACCCACAACCUCUCAUACUGGCGGGCCGAGCAGUACGUCGGCGUGGGGCCAGGGGCGCACGGGCGGUUUGUGCCACGGGGCGAGGGUGGCCGCAGCCGGGAGGCCCGUGUCCAGACGCUAGAGCCUGACGCCUGGAUGCGGGAGGUGCAGAGCCGGGGCCACGGCACCAGGAGGCGGGUGGUGCUGAGCCCGCUGGAGCAGCUGGAGGAGGUGCUCGCCCUGGGACUGCGCACGGACGAGGGUGUCACCCACGAGCGCUGGGGGCACUUCUCCCCCCACCUCAGCCUGGAGGCCGUGUUCGGGGUGCCGGGGGAAGCGAAGGCACUGCAGCAGCAGGGCUGGCUGGUCCUGGAUGGCGGCGGCCUGCGGUGUACGUGGGAGGGCCUGGCCCUGCUGGACUCGCUGCUGCCCGACCUGCUGUGCCAGCUGCAGCGCCGCUGGGCCCUGCCAGCCGCCCCGGCACACCCCGGACGGGGAGCUGUGCCGGACUGUGGCGGCGGGGCCCCAAGGAGGAGCCGGACAGGGGACGGGGCCGGUGGCGAGGCCGUGGGGCACGCAGGGGUUGUAAGCAGUGGAGAAUAA